Ilyonectria robusta is the source of this 189-nucleotide messenger RNA. RefSeq lists its product as uncharacterized. NCBI's taxonomy places the organism in Eukaryota, Fungi, Ascomycota, Sordariomycetes, Hypocreales, Nectriaceae. The transcript has a single exon. The record is from RefSeq and is a predicted model, not a curated record. The annotation marks the transcript as partial.
GGAUGGCAUAUACCACGAGUAUUAGAGUUUGGCGUUGAAAUGGGUUUACAAUCGGCAAGGUUGUAUAAGAAAGUGUCCCUAAGUUAUAUCUUAGUAUUAGUAUUUUUAUCUCCUAGCAGGAGAUUAUAUGGAUUGUCUCUAGAAAACAACGGACUUAUUACUCGGGAUCUUAAUAUCGGCGACAAUUAA